Messenger RNA from Exophiala bonariae, 1302 nucleotides. RefSeq lists its product as uncharacterized. The record is from RefSeq and is a predicted model, not a curated record. The coding region runs from base 1 to 1302 and encodes 433 amino acids. The transcript is spliced from 3 exons. Lineage: Eukaryota; Fungi; Ascomycota; Eurotiomycetes; Chaetothyriales; Herpotrichiellaceae.
AUGUCGCGCUACCCUGAUGAGCCAGAGUACUCCAGUUCAAGUCGUCGUCGAGAAACUGGCCACUCUUCUCACUCUUCUCGUAGAGAUACCCGAGAACGUGAGCCCAGAGAACACCGGACUGAAACUACAAGAGAGAGAAGAACAAUAGACGACAGAGACUCUCGUAUGACUGAUGCAAUGGACACCCGCAUGGAAACCAGAAUGGACCCCCGUAUGGACCCCCGCAUGGACCCCAGGAUAGACCACAGGAUAGAAUCCCGAAUUGAUCCCAGGAUUGACCGCAUGGACAUCCGGACAGACCCAAGAGCUAAUGCUACUGCUCGACUCGACCCUCGACCUGACCCUCGUGCCAUGGGUGGUCGUACCACUGAACCUGAGGCUGUUAUCUAUCGAGAUCCCACUACUGGUGAGAUAUAUCGCGAAGUGCCACCGGCGAGCAGGUCUCCUUAUGCUCCUAAUGAUCGUUAUGAUGAUGCGGCCACAAGAAGUCGAACUCAAAUGGAUACCACUAUGGCUAUGGAUCGUGAUCUUGUCAGGCCCAGCCCUCAUUACUCGGAAUAUUUUUGCCCAGGAGAAGGCAUUGAACGAGAAGUUAUCCAGCAUGAAAUUUGCAAAUAUCUUGGUCAGGAUGCCACUUGCCGCCCAGGUCGUAACGAUCAAGGACGUUCCGGAUUCUGGGUCAAAGCCUAUCGCCCAUUUACAACGGCGAUGGAACAGUCACUACGAGAAGAUACCGUCAAAUGGAAUCGUGAGCGAGACAGAAGGGCCAGACAGGGCCGUUCGCAAGGUACGCCUGUGAGCGACAACCCAACAACUCGGUCUAAGGAUCGUGUAGGUUCAUAUGCCGAAAUGCAAGCCCGCCAGGAAAGAGACCGCCGCUAUCCAGGAGAAAUGGACCUCGAUGAUGAUUAUGACAGACCUCCUCCAAGGCAUCGUGAAGUAGACCCACGAAUGGCUCCUCCCCGCCCCACGGUGACUUCUGGUUAUCCUCCGGAACCUGGCUAUCCGGCUUCAUAUUCCAUUUCGUCAAACCAACCAGGCUACCCACCCAUCUCUCAGCCAGGCUAUUAUCCAUCGGAACAACGGGAACCCAGGACUGUUUUCCCUGGCAGUUCCACACCCCCGUCUAUAAGUCGAACGACACAAGGAGGGUAUAUCCCCGCCCCUUAUACCACAUCGUCCAGAUCGGCGCCACCUGUAUCUGCAUCUAUACCGGCUACUUAUCCUGAAAGAAGAGGAGGGGAAAUAAUGGGUGCAUAUCCCCCCGGCUACCCUGACCCCUCUCGUAGGCAUGGCAGAUGA